UCGACGGAAGUUGGCCGAUCUGCACUUGGCUCAAACUGGUUUCGGCGGCCCGGUGAAAACUUUCUCGCUGGUCAGACAAUUGAUCUCUCGAUGAGUUGUUAUCGGCAUGCCGGACGGGGCGAGAACGCCCAACACUGGCAGGCGCAACGGAUGCCCGUCAUCUAUCUCGGCUUUACCCGUGCACGAUGAAAAUUCUCUUGCGCUACGUGGUGAUUCGGCCGAUAUGGCCGAUUCAUCACUCCAGUGUGAACUGCAUCCAGUAUGCCAUUUCUCUUUCGACUCGAAGAGUGUAUACAGCCGCAAGAAUGUAGAGCAGACUAGAACAUCUGAAUCCAUCACACAACCACAGCAAAGCCUCACACCAUCAAAAAGAUCACCCAGUCCGGGUGAAGAAAUCAAACCACCCAACCGGCAACAGCACCACCUGCUGUUCUCUAGACCAAGGACUCAACAGCCCACUGCCGAAAGCAGAGUGGAGCCGACCUCACCAAGGAAUGUCUCCACUUCGAGUCGACGUAGACUAAUCCUCACCCGUCCCGAAUGCGGUUUAGCCAGCCUGAUGUUUCACCCGAGAUCAGAACAACAAACAAUAGUCCUUAGGAAUGAUAGUCCAAGAUAACAUGCUCGCAGUUGUUUGCAAACAGAACACCUGCGAUCUGGGUGUCU
This is a messenger RNA of Aspergillus uvarum CBS 121591, 666 nucleotides long. RefSeq lists its product as uncharacterized. The coding region runs from base 107 to 619 and encodes 170 amino acids. The transcript has a single exon. Lineage: Eukaryota; Fungi; Ascomycota; Eurotiomycetes; Eurotiales; Aspergillaceae. The record is from RefSeq and is a predicted model, not a curated record.